AUGCAGGCGCAAGCACUCACACUUCGGCGACUGCUAACUGUGCAUCUUGACCCCUUUUCUGUCCCGCGCCGUUCAUUUUUUGCUGUAAUCCGACACUUCUGCCCGUCGACCCACCGAGAGCACGAAAAGCUGACCGAGUUUCUCCAACCCGGCGAGGGCACGGAUGAUAUGUAUGAGUAUGCACAGCGGGUGCGACGGACGAUGGCCGAGGUCUUGGCGGAAUUCAAAAGUGUGCAAAUCCCCAUCAAAUACGUUAUGGAAGUAUUCCCUAUGAUGCGAGAGCGGCAAUACAGCUUAGCGAGUAACCCAUCUGUAAGUACACUGCACCGUUUCGCACUACUAACCCGCCCUCUUUCCGCAUUUUACCAGUGGUAUCCGACCACAUUGCAACUUGCAGUAGCGGUUGUCAAGUACAAGACACGGCUGCAAAAGCCUCGAGAGGGAAUCGCUACCUCCUGGCUUGCUCGCUUGAUCCCCGGCACGUGUAUUCCCGUGCGCUUGCAGACCGGCACACUCCUUCCUCCAGCGCACAGCACAACGCCUGUUCUAGCAAUUGGGCCAGGUACAGGCAUUGCGCCCCUCCGCUCGCUGGUGUACGAGCGCCUAGCUACAUACCUGGCCGAGAAUAACGUCGAGAGCCAUAUAACGACAAACACUCCGACAGCUAGCAACCCAGGGGCUGAUGAGUGUCCCGGCACGAACAAUCAGGCUCGAACCACCAGCAACCACCCACCCACGUUGGCUGAGACGCUUGUCAUCUUUGGGUGUCGCUACCAAGCAAAAGAUUGCUUGUACGGCGCCGAAUGGAAACAGUGGGCUACGACUUCGCAUGCAAACCUGACAUACGUGGUGGCGGCUAGCCGUGAUCAGCCAGAAAAAGUUUAUGUACAACAUCGUAUCCGCGAAAAUGGCGCUCGUAUAUGGGACAUACUUGGACCACGCCGUGGGAUUGCAUACUUAUGCGGCACUUCGGGCAAGAUGCCCGAGCAAGUAAAACAAUCAAUCGUCGAUGUGUUCGUGGAACAUGGCCACAUGAACGUCGACCAAGCGGCUCGAUACCUGUCGACACUGGAGACAGAGCGCCGCUGGCAAGAGGAAUGCUGGUGA
Malassezia globosa CBS 7966 is the source of this 1107-nucleotide messenger RNA. RefSeq lists its product as uncharacterized. The record is from RefSeq and is a predicted model, not a curated record. NCBI's taxonomy places the organism in Eukaryota, Fungi, Basidiomycota, Malasseziomycetes, Malasseziales, Malasseziaceae. Bases 1 to 1107 code for a protein of 368 amino acids. The transcript has a single exon. Gene Ontology annotation, cellular component: cytosol. Gene Ontology annotation, molecular function: oxidoreductase activity; FMN binding; flavin adenine dinucleotide binding.